CCAUACGUCAUAGCAGUGUGAGGACGACAGCGCCAGCCUAACAGUCUGAUGCCGGAAGUGGGCGGGGUAGCAGUCUAAUGCCGGAAGUGGGCGGGGUAGCAGUCUGAUGCCGGAAGUGGACGGAGUUAAUGUUUAACUAUGGCGGAGCACACGGUAGAACAAGGAAAAGAAGAAGAGAAGAAGAUUUCACAUUUCACAGAUGUGGAUUGGGCUGCAGACAAUCUCUUCAUUUCCACUGUCUCUACUGUACAGCCACAAUUCUCAGGAGAGAUGUUUUUCAUAAUCAUUUAGAUGUAUGUAAAGGGAAGCUGCUGUCCACUACCACUAGUGCAACAUUUACUCUCCCAGGGGUCGUGAACAUGCCACCGACUACUGGGACCCCAUCAGCUACCAGCACUCUAUACAACAUGCCACCGACUACUGGGACCCCAUCAGCUACCAGCACUCUAUACAACAUGCCACCGACUACUGGGACCCCAUCAGCUACCAGCACUCUAUACAACAUGCCACCGACUACUGGGACCCCAUCAGCUACCAGCACUCUAUACAACAUGCCACCGACUACUGGGACCCCAUCAGCUACCAGCACUCUAUACAACAUGCCACCGACUACUGGGACCCCAUCAGCUACCAGCACUCUAUACAACAUGUCACCGACUACUGGGACCCCAUCAGCUACCAGCACUCUUUAUAACAUGCCACCGACUACUGGGACCCCAUCAGCUACCAGAACAGCAUUUAACGUGCCAGGCAGGGUUCCUGCACGGCCUGUUAUUAAACAGAAAUGCCCAAUGUGCAGUACCCUCAUGAAUAAAAAAAAUAUAAAAAAACAUAUUGACCGUAAACACACAAAUCAACCAAUUCAGGACAUUAAUGCCAGAUUCCACCUUGCAAGCCAGUGUGUGGACAAAUCUAAUGGCAUAUUCACAGUGCUUAAAGUUGCAAGGGGUCAGAGUAGUCCUCUUCAUGUCCAAUACAAAACAUGGGGAGAACAACAAAAAGUCUGCUGCGAAUCAAACGAUUGCCAGGUAAACAUGGAAGUAGCACAGAGGAGUGGUCUGUUAUCCUAUCAGUGUAUGCAUGUCAGAUCUGUAAGUUUCUGCACAUCCUCAGCUGAAGCAGUCUCUCUAAAGGAAGAUGUUUUAACAGAAAUGGUGAGAGCAAAGUGGUUUGGUGACGAGAAGAAAAACAUAUGCCUUGCUUGUCAGCAGCUUGCCGUUUCUAGCAGUGUACCACUGUCUGUAGAAACCUCAAUUGGCAGCCCUCAAACAAAAAAGUUCAUCUCUGUUUUUGAGCCAAAUGUGUCCUAUUAUAGCCGGUUGGGGCGUGUCAUUGUUGUUUACAACACCAAAUUAAACACAUGGCACUGCCCCUGUUCCAAAGUGCGCCGUUCGUGUCCGCAUAAGUACAUUGCGAAAUGGCAUCUAUUUCAAACAGACCGUGAGCUUUUCCGUACUGUCUUCAGCAGAGAAGAAUCCCCACCCCAAAAGGUACAUACACAUUCAGAGGAGAGCAACGUCACAGAAGACCAUCCAUUGUAUCCUCCACAUGAUCUGGGACUGAAACAAAUGGUACAGUACAUUCUACAGAACAAGAUGAUACCUGCUGUCCUACCAGACAAUAUACGUGCACCAUCACUAGGCAAAGACUACCCAAAAUAUCUUUGUCCAGAAGAAACUGUGUGUCAUAGAUGCCCAGGUGUCGUCCCCCUUAGUGACCCUAUUUUAAUUACAAAGAGAGCUAAAAUAUUCUCCAACUGGUGCAUUGUUGAAGAAGUAUCCACCUACUGUAAGCAGUGCCCACUGUGUGGAAUGUUUUAUCGCUACCAAGAGUGGAAAGACCAACUCCACAACUUUAACGACCACAUCAUCCUUGACAUACACUUAUGCCUAACCUUAAGAAACCUUCUACAGGCCCAUACUGCUGUGAGCAGAGCAGUCGAGUUUUUGCAAGAUAUGACAGGUGUGAAGUUUCCACCAGCAGACACAGUGCUUCAUGCAUACUUGCACUUUGAGGCCCUUACUGAUCAUGAGUACAAGUAUUCCUGCAUUACUUGUGGUGAUCAUCCCCCUGUGGUGAUCAUGGAUUUACACAAAAAAGGUGUUUUCCAUUUAUCAGUAAGUGACAUCCAGGGUCCUGCAGAGAAUUUUGAUGGGGAGGUCAACCUGGAAAAGUUUUGGGAGGCCAUGUCCUGUGAUAUGAUUGGUCGUGGAUUUGUUGCAAGUGGUAGACACAAUCCAUGUGCGGUAUCACCAACAUACCAUUUUUGGGCUCCUUGGAUAGGGAAGGCCACACGGCGUUCAGACUCUGUACUAAACACAGAGUUUGAAAAGAUUCAUGUUUCGAAGACUGUAUCUGAAAUUUCUGAAAUUACGGUUACAGAGGACAGACUCAGAGAAGAACUAUACAAACAAAAGGUUGGGGUCAUUCGGAAGUUAUGUAAAGAAUGUGGCUUGGACUCCAAUGGAUCCCGCAGUGAUCUUCUUCUGAGGUUGUCAAAUGAAAUGAAAUCCAGACAAACGUAUGACAAAAUCUUUGACAAAAUCUGGGGGGCCUCUGGAGGCUGGGCAGUGAUCAUGUGCCCAUGUGGGAUUGUUUACAGUAUCAAAUGCAAUCUCCGAGCUGAGAGCCCUCGAGACUUUGCAGACUUACUAUUAUCCUGGAACCAUAUGCCAAAUGUCAUAAUUUAUGACUUUGCACGGGGUCUUGCAACUCACUUGAAUUUAAGGGCAUCAGAAGAGGUACCCAUCUCUCCAUUUGAAGGUCGCUUGGCAGAACCACCCACUCAAUCCAACAUCGAAUUGGCCAAAUGUGGACAGCUUAAAGUGUCGCUACCUUGGCUGAACACUAAGAAGACGGAGCCAGACCUUAAUGGUCACCCAGUGACGGGUUCAUCGGAUCACUAUGUGCUGUAUGAUCGGUUUCAUGAAGCCAAUACAAAAGACAGCAAAGAUGUGUUGAGGAAGCUCACUCUAGUACCUCAAUUGGCUGGCAAAGUGAACAGCCAGGUUGCAGAGCAACUCUUCGCAAAGAUGAAAAAAAACAACUACUUUUUGAACAUGUCUUUGCCAUCAACCCAUCUCUUUCAAAUGAGGAACAUAAUUCAUCACUAUAAUGAAAAGAAAAACAACAAAUUGCUGGAAAGAUUAAAGAAGACAUUUGGGGGCAUGAUGGUGAAAAAUGUGUAUGGACAAGCUGUGUUUGGUAAUCCUUGUUUCUCCCCUGAGGAACCAGGUGGGACUGAUGUUGUGAUGGAGGACAGUACCCCGGCUGCUACAAUGGUUACAACUGGUGGAAUGGUUUGUGACAUUAAACGCUUAUCUGCCAGUAGAAGUUGUUGGGAUUUACAGCCAAGUGAUUGGCAGUCAUCAAUGCUUGACCAGAUUUUGAGUAAAAAUGACAGAGAUGAGACAGUUGCUCAAGUUGGAAGCAUUAAACUGCAGCGAAAAGAUUUCUUGACCUUGGGCUUCAAUGCAGAGCUUGAGGCAACAACUGCAAACAGCUGCCUUGAUGUGAUCGUCAUGAUGGCUAAGGAAAAGGGAACAGAUGUGUUUGCAGCAAAUUGCUAUGUUGUAGUUACCUGGCUACCACCACUUGAUUUGGACCCAUUUUUAUCGUUUCCAGAUAACAUAGGAUCCAAGGAUUACAUUCUGCUCCCUGCUUGGAUGCCAGGACACUGGAUGCUAUGUUAAAUUGACAAACAGAAUCGCACCAGGACCAUGGAAGCUGAUCAAAAACAAGAAUGUUCCACAACAGUUGACCGGCUCUGUAGACUGUGGGGUCUUCAUGCUAAUGUAUGCUCUGCACAUGGUCUUUGAGACACCCUUUGAUUUCACAGCUGUAAGUCUUUGUUAAAAAUAUAUAUUUUAACUAAAUAAUAUAAUCUAUUAAAUUGAUCUAUUAACACUUUUUCCCCCCUUAUGCAAGUGUGAUUUCCCUCUUAUUCGAAACUGGUGGUGCCUUAUUCUGAUGGAGAACUUUGCCAUUGAAAGGUAACUCUCUCGCUCUCAAGUUUUUCUCUGUCUAUAAAUUAACUUAAAAAUGUAUUUGUCACAGGAAACAUGCUGCCGUUGAUGUGCAGGUGCCACCUAAAGCACAAGAAACUGAAAUCGGCGACAAGGAACUACAGAUAGUCAAAGACCUCAGGACCGCAGUUGCAUGGCUCCGGGAAAACUGCCACUAGUUCAGAGGUUUUGUGGAAGAGCCGUGGUACCUUAACCUAAAUAAGGAAGACCAGGAAAAGGCCCUUCUUAAACUUGAUCAGGCAGAAAAUAAAGAUGAUCUGGAACUGGCCAAAGAGCCUUUCAUGUUUCAGUUCCAGUUUAAGGAAGACAUGGAACUUUUUCUCAGCAAGUGUCAUGAUGAAAGGCACAUCAGGAUUAACUGCAUUUGUAUGGAGUUUUGAUUUAUUUUAAUUAUUUUUCACUUGAGAAUUAUUGUUAAAUGUGUGCCUGCAUAACUUUUAUAAGAUUUAUAUUCUUUGGUUUGAUUUAGUUUUAUAUAAUUUAUUUAUUAUUUAGUUCAAUUUUGUAUUUUUAUUUAAUUACUAUUAUUUAUUUAGAGCAGGUACAGCUAGUGUGUGAUUCUUUUGAUAUUUCAAAAGAUGAUUUGAUGAAAAAACUAAUUUUAUUUAAAUUAAUCAUUUUUGUUUUUUCAGUCCAUCAUAUAUUUGUUGUGUUCUAUGAAAGAUU
Molecule: messenger RNA, 4691 nt
Organism: Xyrauchen texanus (razorback sucker)
Lineage: Eukaryota; Metazoa; Chordata; Actinopteri; Cypriniformes; Catostomidae
Source: RefSeq, a predicted model, not a curated record